GCUACGGCCACUCUCCAGUCUCCACACCUGCCGGCGACCACCGCGCGCAUCGCAAGGCACAGAGGGCCUCCGUUGCCGACGUCCGCCAUGGCACGGCGCGCGCCGCCGUUCGUCCUCCUCGUAGCCGCCGCCGCGGCGGCGCUCGUCGUCGUCCCUGCGACGGCCGCCACCGCCGAGGCGCUCGUCGCCCACUGGGGGAUGCGGGCGGCGCCGUGCCUGGAGGGCACGGUGGAGGAGGAAUGCGUGGCCGACGGGGAGGUCGGCGUCGUCGGGCUGAGGCGGUGGCAGCGGCGGCGGCGGCUGUUCCAGCUGAUGGACGACUACGGCGGCGGCUGGGCCGGGGCGGCGGCGGCGGCGCAGUACAUCAGCUACGCGGCGCUGAUGAGGAACUCGGUGCCGUGUUCCAUCCCCGGCGCGUCCUACUACAACUGCCGGCCGGGCGCCGACGCCAACCCCUACACCCGCGGCUGCUCCGCCAUCACCCAGUGCCGCGACUAGCUAGCCAGCUCGCCGGUGCACUGCACGCGCAUGCAGCUCGUGUGCCACUCCUCCACUCCUUCUUUGCCCUUGUUAGUUGUCGCCGAUCUCCGAGGGGAUCCUCUACCACAAUGUCACUAUACAGUUAUUCGUAUGUGGACCUCACCAUUUUAUUACUCUAUCUGUUAGUGUUUAUAAUGGUGGUGCUAUUAUGAUAGAUGAUAUAAAACCUGAUCUCCUGUAGCCACCUGAGCUCUUGUUCUAAUCUGGACCAUCUGGUCACUCUGCCUGUCUCGAUGUCCAUGAUCUUGAGAGGGUUUUUUUUAUCCUGCUUGAUUUAAUUUACAGCGCGUU
This is a messenger RNA of Oryza sativa Japonica Group (Japanese rice), 831 nucleotides long. Its product is annotated as protein RALF-like 33. The record is from RefSeq and is a predicted model, not a curated record. Gene Ontology annotation, biological process: calcium-mediated signaling. Gene Ontology annotation, cellular component: plasmodesma. Lineage: Eukaryota; Viridiplantae; Streptophyta; Magnoliopsida; Poales; Poaceae.